AUAGACUAGCUGUGAUAAUUAUUGGAAUAGUAACAUUAAUUUUAGGAAUAAUGCUAUCAACAAUACCAUGGCUUGAUUAUUUUAUAUUAAAGAAUUUAAGGCUAUGGAAUGAUACGUUAAGUUUUCAUUACUGGCAGAGGCCUGGUGUCAUACGAUUAACUAAAGUCUAUAUAUAUAAUGUCACAAAUCCAGAUGAAUUCCUGAAUGGGGAAAAGCCGAGCUUAACGGAAGUGGGGCCAUUCGUUUAUAGAGAAGACAUGCAGAAGGUGAAUGUACAUUUCUACGACAAUCAAACAGUGUCAUAUCAGCACAAGAAAAUUCUACAAUUCGUUCCCGAAUUGAGCAUAGACAAGAAUACUCCGAUAGUCACACCUAAUAUUCCUUUAUUGACUCUUACUAGUCUCAGUCCAAAACUAGGUUACCUGCUCUCAAAGACCAUUUCUGUGGUGCUAACAGCAGCCAAGUUCAAGCCUUUCAUCAAUGUGACCGCCGAUCAGUUGGUAUUUGGCUAUGAUGACGCGCUCGUUAGCCUUGCGCAUCGAUUUUAUCCAAAACAUUUGCGUCCAAUGGAGCGUAUGGGACUGCUCAUUGCGCGCAAUGGCACACUAACCGAAGUCUCAACAAUCAAAACUGGACACCAUGGCAUGGAAGAAUUCGGUUACAUAGAUCGCCUCAAUGGACUCGAUCACUUACCGCACUGGCACAAUCCACCCUGCAAUCGUAUAGCCGCCUCGGAAGGUUCCUUCUUUCCACCGCGCGACAUAACAAAAUCGGAUAUGGUUUACCUCUACGACAAGGAUUUGUGCCGCGUCAUACCUUUGCAGUACCAAAGAGGCGUACAAAAAGAUGGCAUCGGCGCUGAUCUGUACAUCUUGCCGGAGAAUUCUUACGGCGAUUCCUCGAAGAACCCUGAAAACGAAUGCUUCAAUCCAAGUGACUACGAGGCGAAGAAAGGACUACAAAAUAUCAGUCCCUGCCAAUACGGUGCGCCUGUCUAUAUAUCCAAUCCGCAUUUUUACCAAGCCGAUCAGUCGUUGCUGGACUCGGUAGUGGGACUCAAACCGAAUAAGAGCGUACAUGAAACAUACUUCAAAAUUCAAUCGAAAUUGGGUGUUCCACUCGAAGGCAAAGUACGCAUUCAACUCAAUCUCAAGGUGACACGAGCGAAAGAUGUGUAUCCGGUUAAGGAUUUUCGGGACUUUGUGUUUCCCAUCAUGUGGCUAGAAGAAGGCAUCUCCGAGCUAACGCCUGCCAUCCGUCGGUGGAUCUACUUGGCCACCGUAUUCGCGCCCAUCAUCAUACCGAUCUCCUCGUAUCUGAUGAUCUUUGGCGGCGCGUUCGCCAUUGUGUUUAUCUUCGUGCGUGCCUACCAAAACUUCGUGUUCGCGCGCGAUCCCACCCUGGAGAUUCUGGAGAUGGGUCGCCGUUCAUUGCGGCGCGGCAGCAGCUUCAUCGCGCAGCAUCAGCACAAAUUCAUGCAUCGCGACAGCUAUACGCUGCUGAAGACGGUGCCGGGAGACUUGUUGGACGACACAGAGGAUGCGAUACCGAUCAUGACGAAUAAUAGUUCAUAGUAUUCGCCAGCAAGUGAAGUGAAAUUGAACGAUCCAUCAAUCGAGUCUCAUACACACACACACACACACAUGUACAUACAUACGUUUGAGUGAUCGUCUUUCGAAUUUAGUUGUUAAUUUCGUAGUUUUUUAAGUCAAGUGUGAGAAUUAUUUAUGAAUGAGAAUUAUGGUAUGUAUGUAUAUAAGUAUGUAUUUUGAGGAGCGUGUGUGUCGUAUAUUUAAAUAAGGAAAUGGCGUACAACGAAGAUGAUAACAACAACAAAAACAAGAACAUGUGAUUUAAGUUAUUGCUUCGUAGGAGUUUCUAGUUUAAGUGUAGUGACUUUGAGUUGAAUUUUUCAAAUACUUUUUGUUGGAUGAGCUGUUUGUUUGUUUUCUCUCUUUGUGUGUGACUCUUUGUGAGCGUGAGUCUGCAGCCUUUAGUGCGUUUUAGCUCUAAUUUUUCAACAAUUUCAUAUUUAGUUAGGAACUUGAAGUUGGUAUUGUAUGUACACAACUACAUAUACAUACAUAUAGUGCGGUGUUUAGCUUUUCUCUUUUCUUCUAUUUCUUCCUUUACGUAUACCUACUCUACUUAUGCAUAUACUAAGCGACUUUCCAGGGUUAGUGGUAAACAUAGUUGAGCUUAAGUGCGCAAAUAUUCACAUACAGGCAAACGAACCGCAACGCACUUGCAUACGGACAGACAGACAGACAGCGUACUGUUAAAAGUGAAUAAAAACAUA
Molecule: messenger RNA, 2299 nt
Organism: Rhagoletis pomonella (apple maggot)
Lineage: Eukaryota; Metazoa; Arthropoda; Insecta; Diptera; Tephritidae
Product: lysosome membrane protein 2-like
Cellular component (GO): cytoplasm; membrane
Molecular function (GO): scavenger receptor activity
Source: RefSeq, a predicted model, not a curated record